AUGAACAUCUGGAAGGCAAAAGUGCUCACUGAAGUACCAUUCGGACAUGUGCUCAUCGUGAGCGGACGCGUGAAGCCUCACCCCAAUAAAAUCUCGCUGGAUCUCACGGACAACAUAAAUGCCCAAAAUGAGAGUGAGACGGUGUUUCUCAAAAUCGAAGCCAACUUCCGAGAAGGUCAGAUCAUACGCAGCAUGUUUCAGCCGGGCGAGGGCUGGCAGCAGGAGGAGAUCUCUAAGAACUGGAAAUGCGAUGGACCCAAGAAUCCUUUGGUGCCCGGUCAAAGCUUUAGCUUUCGGGUGGCCGUGCUGCAGCGCUGCUUUGAGAUCUAUGUGAAUGAUCAGCUCUACGGCUCCUUCGAGUUCGUCAAGUUCCCCAAGCAAAUCAAUUUUGUGCGCGCCUAUGGAGAUUUUGAGAAGAUAACACAAUUUCACCAUCGCAUGCUCUUCCCAUUGGUCUUUCCGCGCAGUCUCAUGUGUGCCGAACGUGUUGCUUUCCAGAGUGAUGUGCCGCGGCGGUAUGAGACCGGCACUGUGGUGGCAAUGGAGUGCAUUGCCAAAGGACCUCCAACCACAGAGUUCUCGAUUUGCUUCCAAUGCAACGAUACCGGACGCAUGGUGUUCAAGUUCCAUGUGGACUUCAAUAAGACAACUGUAUCGCGCAGCUACCAGAGGGAGGAUAAUAGCUUUGCCAGCGACGAUGAGGAAACCGAGGGGGAGUUUCCCUUUGUGCGCGGAAAACUUUUCAAAAUUGCUUUCGGCAUUGGCGAUCGUGCUUUCAUUAUCGCGGUUAAUGGCCUAUAUUUCACCUACUAUAACUUCCCCUUACGCCCCUUCUCCAUUUCGUCGCUCAAGUGCUUCACCAACGAUGUGGGCGACUUCUCUGUGAGGAAUAUUGAGUAUCACUCGGAUUCUCCGCUUUUGGCACGUGUCGAGAAACUGUCAAUCAUCUAAAUGUGUUCAUCACUCCCCCUUAAGAGGGAACU
Messenger RNA from Scaptodrosophila lebanonensis, 983 nucleotides. RefSeq lists its product as uncharacterized. The record is from RefSeq and is a predicted model, not a curated record. Bases 1 to 951 code for a protein of 316 amino acids. The transcript is spliced from 4 exons. Gene Ontology annotation, molecular function: carbohydrate binding. NCBI's taxonomy places the organism in Eukaryota, Metazoa, Arthropoda, Insecta, Diptera, Drosophilidae.